UCAUUUGCGUCACGGCUCGGCUGUUCGUUUGCUCUCUCGCAACUGGCCUCAUACUGAUAACAGACAAGUGGGCCGAGAAACACACGAUGUGGAGCCCCCGCGACUAAACAUCAUAACAGGAUGACUCUCGGGUCAUUUUCACCUUUCUAUUGUGUUUCUUUCCACCAUCACUAAUCACGACCCAAUCAUCCCCUGGUGUUAACUGAAUACAGGGAUAGCCUGUCAUCAAAGGGAGUGGGUUGCCCUUAUCACCCCCGUCCCACCGGUCUUUGGCUCAGUACACUCAAGACAAUGACAUCAGGAGCAGGGGCUCUGUACCUCUGGGUCUUCCUCGUGCUCCAGCUGAGAUGCGUCAACCCGCUCGCAAUCCCGUGGGACAGAGGAACAGCAGGGCGACAAGAAAGUUUGGAUGAGACGACUGUAAAGGAAAAGCUGGACAGGUCGGGGUAUUUCAAGAAUUUGCCACGAGGUCCAGCUGUGGCUCCCCACAAGAAGGCGCCUCAAUUCAUGCUGGAUCUUUUUAACGCCGUUACGGUCUCUGAUGGGACCCCGAAAAGCCAGAAGGAUAUCCUGGAUGGAAACAUAGUACGAAGUUUCGAGGAUAAAGGUCACCCUGGAGAGAGAUUUCAUUUCUUCAACCUGUCGUCUCUCGGCCGCGAGGAGAGAAUGAUUAAAGCGGAGUUUCGUUGGUUCAGAAAGAAACAGAAGUUUUACCUCGGGAAGUCAAAUAGAGCACAUUUCUACAAGGUGGAUCUGUAUGAGGUGUUGGACAGCCGAGUGAAGCCAUGGAGAGGAAACCUCAUCACCUCCAGACUGGUGCCUUUCUACACACAGGGAUGGGAAGUUUUCAAUGUCACUCAAACGGUGUCAAAGUGGAUCUGCAACAGCCAGGAGAAUAACGGCAUCCUGGUGGUGACUACACUUCCCUCUGGUAACUGGAUGGAGUCAGUGGUGUCAUCGAAACAGAACGGAGAGCUGGCAGACACCAGUGCCUACCUGGUCAUAUUCUCAGAUGAUGGCAAGACAGGGGCAUCAAACCAGUCGUACCUGGGACAAACCAAAGCUGCAGCCGCAUCACAUGAGCUCCAUGACCAUCCCAGCAGAAGAAGACGUGCAUCUCCAAGCAUCUUGACACACAGCCGCCCUCAGUCCUGCCAGCGGGUCCCCCUAUUUGUUGACUUUGAGGAGAUCGGCUGGUCCGGCUGGAUCAUCUCUCCCCGAGGAUACAACGCCUACCACUGCAAAGGCUCCUGCCCGUUCCCCCUGGGGGGAAACCUCAGAGCGACCAACCAUGCCACGGUGCGCUCCAUCAUGCAUGCACUCAAGCUGUCGAGUGAUGAAGUGGGAGCGCCAUGCUGUGUUCCUGACAAACUCCAGUCCAUCAGUUUGUUAUAUUUCGAUGAUGAAGAGAACGUGGUUCUGAAGCAGUAUGAUGAUAUGGUGGCACUGAGCUGUGGCUGCCACUGAGUGGCACUGACUUUUUAUCACUAGGACAAUGAAGGAUGGAGACAGAUGAUGUUUGCUUGAAUUGACUAAAACACUGUAUUUUUGUGCAUAUGUUUAAAUGUUGUACUAUUUUGUGAAAUAAAACCAUUACUC
Messenger RNA from Notolabrus celidotus (New Zealand spotty), 1599 nucleotides. RefSeq names its product bone morphogenetic protein 2-like. Gene Ontology annotation, cellular component: extracellular region. Gene Ontology annotation, biological process: SMAD protein signal transduction. Lineage: Eukaryota; Metazoa; Chordata; Actinopteri; Labriformes; Labridae. The record is from RefSeq and is a predicted model, not a curated record. Gene Ontology annotation, molecular function: growth factor activity; cytokine activity. Bases 292 to 1467 code for a protein of 391 amino acids. The transcript is spliced from 6 exons.